Acanthosepion pharaonis is the source of this 741-nucleotide messenger RNA. The record is from the annotation of a GenBank genome assembly. NCBI's taxonomy places the organism in Eukaryota, Metazoa, Mollusca, Cephalopoda, Sepiida, Sepiidae.
AUGACCUAUCUCAUGACGUCACUAAUACCUCCAUUUUGGAAUGCCAAUUUUUAUGUUAUCCUGUUAAAUCGCUUUGAUGAGAAAGGCAGAUUUCCAUUCAACACAAUGAGUUCGAAGAGCAAACUUAUAAAAGUCGUACUGCUUGGAGAUGGAGGAGUUGGCAAGAGCUCUUUGAUGAACCGUUUUGUGAGCAACAAAUUUGACACCCAGUCAUUCCAUACCAUUGGCGUGGAGUUCCUCAACAAGGAACUCACUCUGGGCAAUGACAGUUACACCCUGCAGAUCUGGGACACAGCUGGGCAGGAGAGGUUCAAAAGUUUACGCACUCCUUUCUAUCGGGGUGCUGACUGCUGUCUGCUUACCUUUGCCGUCGAUGACAAACGGAGUUUUGAGAACAUUUCCAUGUGGCGCAAGGAAUUUGCGUACUAUGCUGACAUUGCUGAUGAUAACGUCAGUUCAUUUCCAUUUGUUAUCAUUGGAAACAAAGUGGAUGUCUUUGAGCGCCAGGUGACGACAGGUGAGGCCACAGAGUGGUGCGAUCAGAAUGGCAAGCUACCGUAUUUUGAGACGAGCGCCAAAGAUGCAACGAAUGUGGAGGCUGCAUUUGUUGCGGCUGUGAAGAGACUGCGAGAAUUUGAGGAGGCUGGCACCACGCAUGACCUGAAGGACUCCACGCAGGGCAACACAGUUGACCUGAGCAAGAAACGGGACCAAAUUAGCAACUCUGGUUGUUGUAAUUAA